AUGUCGUCGUCGGCGGAGAACGAUCCCACGGUGACGGUGACCGAGCGCAGCAAGGACAAGCACGAGGACGGCGACAAGGAGCAGGGCGGCGGCGGCGGCGGCUUCAUCGAAAAGGUGAAGGACUUCAUCCACGACAUCGGCGAGAAGAUCGAGGAGGCGGUCGGGUUCGGCAAGCCCACAGCCGACGUGUGCGGCAUCCACAUCCCGCACAUCAGCCUCCACCGCGCCGACCUCGUCGUGGACGUGCUCAUCAAGAACCCCAACCCGGUGCCCAUCCCGCUCGUCGACAUCGACUACCUCAUCGACAGCGACGGCCGCAAGCUCGUGUCCGGCCUCAUCCCGGACGCCGGCACCAUCCACGCGCACGGCCAGGAGACCGUCAAGAUCCCCGUCUCGCUCGUCUUCGACGACAUCAAGAGCACCUACAAGGACAUCCAGCCGGGCAGCAUCAUCCCUUACCUCGUCCGCGUCGUGCUCCUCGUCGACGUCCCCAUCAUCGGCCGCAUCAAGAUCCCGAUCCAGAAGGACGGCGAGAUCCCCGUCCCGUACAAGCCCGACGUCGACGUCGAGAAGAUCAAGUUCCACCACUUCUCCUUCGAGGAGACCACCGCCACGCUCCACCUCAAGCUCGAGAACAAGAACGACUUCGACCUCGGUCUCAACCUGCUCGAGUACGAGAUGUGGCUCGGCGACGACAGCAUCGCCUCUGCUGAGCUCACCCAGACCGCCAAGAUCGAGAAGCAGGGGAUCACCAGGAUGCAGGGAAAGGGCACGGGAUACACCAUCAAGGGCAAGAUUGAUGUCGACACUCCCUUCGGCAACAUGAAGCUGCCCAUAAGCAAAGAGGGUGGAACCACCCGCAUCAAGAAGGACGACGACGAUGAUGACGAUGAUGACAACUGA
Messenger RNA from Miscanthus lutarioriparius, 903 nucleotides. The record is from the annotation of a GenBank genome assembly. NCBI's taxonomy places the organism in Eukaryota, Viridiplantae, Streptophyta, Magnoliopsida, Poales, Poaceae.